AUGAAGAGAAGUUUUCUUUUAUUGAUCUCGGCGGCUACGCAGGCCCUUGCCAGUGGCAAUGCCAAUCAUGAAAAACUCCUCCCAGAGCGCCGGGCUGCUGCUAGACCUAACAUUGUUUUUAUCCUGACUGAUGAUCAGGAUGCUCGCAUGCACUCUCUGGAUUAUAUGCAGGGUGUGCAGACUCAUCUGAAAAGUCAGGGCGCGUCUUACCAGAAUCAUUUUUGUACAGUCGCUUUGUGCUGCCCGUCACGAGUCAAUCUGUGGACUGGCCGAGCGCCGCAUAACACAAACGUCACCGACCUCUCCCCACCUUAUGGUGGCUAUCCAAAGUUCAUCAAGCAAGGGUUCAAUGAUGAUUGGCUACCAGUAUGGAUGCAGCAAAGUGGCUACCAAACGUACUACGUCGGAAAGCUCAUGAAUGCCUUUGACCUUCAAACUACAACUCGCCCUAUGUCAACGGAUUCAAUGGCUCCGACUUUCUCUGCGGCGCGGAGACGCCAGUACACCACUGAUCUUCUGUGGAAGAAAUCUCGUGGCUUUCUGGACGAUGCGCGCAAGUCUAAUCAGCCAUUCUUCUUGACUAUGGCACCUGUUUCGCCGCAUGUUGGCCAUGGACCUCGGCCUGAUGGCGUCUCUCAGGAAGGGCCGAUUCCUGAUGGCAAGUACAAGAACUUUUUCAACGAUGCCAAGGUGCCGAGAACGAAAAACUUCAAUCCCGAUACGCCGAGCGGAACCCAUUGGCUCCUCCACUUGGACAAGCAAAACCAGACGACUAUAAACAAUGGCGAUGAGUACUAUCGCAAUCGGCUGCGUGCACUGCAAUCGGUUGAUGAAGUUGUCAAUAAUACAAUCUCCUAUCUCACAGAGCACAAUCUGAUGGACAACACCUACAUCAUCUACUCUUCCGACAAUGGUUUUCACAUUGGGCAUCACCGCAUGUUCCCGGGGAAGAAUUGUCCGUACGAGGAAGAUGUCAAUGUGCCUCUCAUCAUUCGGGGGCCUGGAAUCGAAGCCGGAUCCACCGUCAACCUUGCCACAUCUCACACGGAUCUCGCACCAACCAUUCUUCGCAUAGCCCAGGCGCCGCUCCACGAUUAUCUCGAUGGCUCGGCAGUGCCGCUUAUCGACCCGAACCCUCCCACCCAGAACUUUGAGCAUGCACAGAUUGAGCACUGGGGUGCCGGUGCGACCAAGGGCCAGCUGCGCUCAGAGUACCCGGAAGCGCCCGGCGUCGUCAACACGACAUACAAGGCGCUCCGCAUCAUGGGCCCGGGCUACAACUAUUACUAUUCGGUCUGGUGCACCAACCAGCACGAGCUGUACGACAUGUCGGCUGACUCUCAGCAAAUGAAAAAUCUCUACACGCCGUACUCAUACAAGCCCAACGAGCCGCAAGGACCUAACAACCCUUUCCCUAUCAACCGCCUGGAAAGUCGCCUGGAUGCCUUGCUCCUCGUCCUCAAGAGCUGCAAGGCCAAGACAUGCAUUCAGCCAUGGACCGCCCUGCACCCGGGUGGAAAGGUCAAUAGCUUGCCAGACGCGAUGGAUCCCAAGUAUGAUGAGUUUUAUCAGAAGCAGCAGCACAGAGUUUCCUACAAUUGGUGCGACAAGGGCUAUAUUGUCGCUGCAGAGGGUCCGCAAACAUACCUGCAGUUCCAGCAUACGGAAACAAAGAGGAAACUCGGCGAGCCGACCUGGGAUAUGAUUUGA
Molecule: messenger RNA, 1710 nt
Organism: Akanthomyces muscarius
Lineage: Eukaryota; Fungi; Ascomycota; Sordariomycetes; Hypocreales; Cordycipitaceae
Exons: 6
Coding region: 1-1710 (569 amino acids)
Biological process (GO): phenol-containing compound metabolic process
Molecular function (GO): N-acetylglucosamine-6-sulfatase activity; arylsulfatase activity; glycosaminoglycan binding
Source: RefSeq, a predicted model, not a curated record